This is a messenger RNA of Symbiodinium sp. CCMP2456, 1353 nucleotides long. The record is from the annotation of a GenBank genome assembly. NCBI's taxonomy places the organism in Eukaryota, Dinophyceae, Suessiales, Symbiodiniaceae.
GAGCAGAUGGCGUGUGCUGCAAAGAAAGACAUGGAGCAGACAGAAGCGUCCAAGCCCAGAGGGGCCAAGGAGCCCAGGAAGCGCGUGCAGUUCGACCUCGGAGGUGGCGAUGUUCAGGAGAGCACUUCAAGAGAGCGCACAGAGACAGUGGCCAAGUCGGUUCAGAAUGAUGACGUGGGUUGUCUGGAAUGGCUUGAGGCCGUGCUUGAGGACCAGGAGAUCGCUCUACCACACAAUGUAAACCGUUUGGGCGGCGUUGUACAGCAAGCUCGCGAUGCAAGGGACGGGAGCCUCUUUUACCAUGGACCUGCAGAAGCUCAAAGAGCACUGGUUCUCAGCUUGCAGUGUCGUAUUUCCAAACGCUACCAGACAGCCGCAAGGGCAGUCGAGAAGUACUUGCAGCAAUCACAAGAUUCUGUAUAUGUCAGGGCCAUUGCCUUCAAAGAGCUUGGCGCAGUCUACUUCUUGAAGGGCGAUAUGGAAGCGGCAGAGAAUCACUUCACAGAAGCCCUAAUCCUGAAACGAUCCGUCUAUAGUGGUGCCAACAUACAUGUCGCCAUCACCCUUCACUCACUUGGCUUAGUCUUCUGGCAAAGAAGUAGCUGGCUAGCUGCACAGAAGUAUUUUUCGGAAGCGCUCAGCAUGUGGCAAGCUCUUCGUGGAAAACUUGCUGCUCGGCGAACGAACGACACCCUCCGAAUGCAGGGUGCAGUCUAUAAGCAGCUCGGCAAGCUCAGAGCUGCCGAAGCGAACCUGAGAAAGUCCCUGGGCAUGCCCGGAAACUGCGAGAGUCCGGAUCGCGCCUUCACUCUUGAAUGGCUGGGCAUGGUUUGUUGGAAAAGAAGCCAGUCGCCCAAGGCGGAGAAUCUCUUGAAAGAAUGUCUGAGCAUGAGGCGGAGCCUCUACGGAGAUGUGGCGCACGAGGACAUUGCCCGCACCCUUGGGUGCUUGGCAUCAGUUUGGUACGAGUCCGGAGACUCGAAAUCUGCUGGGAAGACUUGGAAAGAGUCUCUCGGCAUGCUGCAAGCCCUUCAUGGGGACACUGCGCACGAAGAUGUCGCCGCCGUGCUGCAUGAGCUUGGCAAAGUCUUUCAAUUCGAGGGUGAUUUGAAGGCUGCGGAGGAGAAUCUCGUGGAGUCCCUCAGCAUGAAGAAGGCUUUGCAUGGAGACGGUCCCCACGAGCAAGUCGCCAAGACUCUUUAUGAGCUUGGCGCAGUGCGCAGGAAUAUGGGCAGAGUGAAAGCGGCGGAGGGUAACUUGGUAGAGUGCUUGGGGAUGAGACGGGCUGUGUAUGGAGAUUCUGCAGAGGAGGAAGUCGGCAUGACACUCCUUUUACUUGGAAAAGUGUUCUGA